CUUUCGUCGGCUCCAAGAUGGCGGAUGACAGCGAAGUAGAGCUGUUGGUCCGCCGGCGGCGGGGGCUAGGGAGCAGCCGUGGACCGGAACAGGACAGCAGGACAGCGGUUCCAGGUACAAGCGUGGAGAAAAAGGAUAAGCCUCUCCCUAGGCUUAACAUUCAUUCUGCAUUUUGGAUAUUGUCAUCGAUAGCUAUUACAUAUUAUGUUGAAUUUUUUAAAAAUGUUAAGGAAAUUAUUCAAAAAGAAAGUGGAUGGUUUGUCCUUGGCAGUUGUUUAUUAGCAGUCAGUCUGUCAGUGGCAUUUUACUGCAUCAUAUACCUCGAAUGGUAUCAUGGAAUUGCUGACUAUGAAACUAGCUAUCCCACUCUCGUUCCCAUCACAACUGCUAGCUUUAUUGCUGCAGCAGUUUG
Molecule: messenger RNA, 412 nt
Organism: Thamnophis sirtalis
Lineage: Eukaryota; Metazoa; Chordata; Lepidosauria; Squamata; Natricidae
Source: RefSeq, a predicted model, not a curated record